Messenger RNA from Lactuca virosa, 871 nucleotides. Lineage: Eukaryota; Viridiplantae; Streptophyta; Magnoliopsida; Asterales; Asteraceae. The record is from the annotation of a GenBank genome assembly.
AUAUAUGUCCUCUUCCCUCUUCCCAUGUCUUCUACAUACUUCUUCCCACUUUUCAUCAGUAUUCCUUCUGAAAAUCAUCUGAAGAAUAUAAAGUAGUUAUAUGAUCAGGAGAGAUCAAAACUGAUCUAUCAUGAGUUGUAAUGGAUGUCGCGUUCUUCGAAAAGGUUGCAAUGAUAAUUGCAUUCUUAGACAUAGUCUCCAUGGGAUCUGCACCCCUCAAGCUCAAGCCAACGCCACCGUCUUCGUCGCUAAGUUCUUCGGCCGCGCCGGUCUCAUGUCCUUCCUCUCCUCCGUCGCCGAGUCUCAACGGCCUGCUUUAUUUCAGUCUUUAUUGUUCGAAGCCUGUGGUCGGACGGUGAAUCCGGUGAACGGAGCUGUUGGACUGCUAUGGACCGGAAACUGGCACGUGUGCCAGUCAGCGGUGGAAACAGUGCUGAGAGGCGGAAGCAUACGAGCCAUGCCGGAGCUAUUUUCCGUCGGAUCUACGCCCGUGAUGACGGAAAACGACGAUGCAUCAGAAGCUAUCAACUGCAACUUCGAUGUGUCGAGAGUGAGGCCAGAAGAUCUCAACCUUGGAGUUGGAGGUUUAGAUGAUGACAUGAGAUUAAGAAACUCCGGCAGCGGGAGAAAUACUCAUCGGUGGAUGACGGAAAAGCGGAGAGCAGUGUCGCCGUCGGAUGCAUCUGAAACGACGACGUUAGAGAGUGGUUUGGGUUCAGAUUGCAGUGAAACAAAACUUCUGAGACUCUUCUUAUGAAAGAGACAGCUAACCGCUUAUCAGUUCUACAGGCUAAUAUUCCCUCUGAUAAAUUAAAUUUUAUCUUUUUUUGUUUGUUUUUGAUCGGCAAAAGAAAUGAGAACCAAAUAUGAG